GCGCGCCGCCGCUCUUCCAUUCAGCUUUUGCUGUGUAAUAUCUGACAGAGCUGCAGCGCUAGUCCACUAAGUGAAUAGAGUUUGUUAAAUCAACCUUAAACUCAUUCCACAGUAUGGAGUAUUUGAUCGGGAUUCAGGGGCCAGACUUUGUUUUGGUGGCGGCUGAUAACGUCGCGGCGAGCAGUAUAAUCCAGAUGAAGCACGAUUAUGACAAGAUGUUCAAGCUGAGUGAGAAGAUCCUGCUGCUGUGUGUGGGUGAAGCCGGAGACACCGUACAGUUUGCAGAGUACAUCCAGAAGAACGUCCAGCUUUACAAAAUGAGGAACGGUAAGCAGUAAUCACACCAGAAGCCU
Molecule: messenger RNA, 353 nt
Organism: Danio aesculapii
Lineage: Eukaryota; Metazoa; Chordata; Actinopteri; Cypriniformes; Danionidae
Product: proteasome subunit beta type-2-like
Exons: 2
Coding region: 114-338 (74 amino acids)
Cellular component (GO): proteasome core complex
Source: RefSeq, a predicted model, not a curated record